Molecule: messenger RNA, 723 nt
Organism: Acanthosepion pharaonis
Lineage: Eukaryota; Metazoa; Mollusca; Cephalopoda; Sepiida; Sepiidae
Source: the annotation of a GenBank genome assembly
AUGCCUGUUCAGGUUCGAACUUUAAACCUGAAAUUGAUAAAAUGGGCCCAGUUGAGGGUAACUUCCUACGUGACUCAUUUAGACACGAAAAAAUUCAACGAAACGGUCAGAGGACAUUGUACUGCUCUGAGCCUCGGAACAAUUGACCAAUUUGGUCAAAUAGCACCAACCAGUCAGCCACGGGCAGAAUUGUUGAACUGCAACCCAAUACCAGCCCUGACUCAAUCAAAGGAUAACUUUCUAGACCCUUGUUGCAGUCAUGGCUCAACUUCUUCCUUGGAUGUUACCACAUGCUCAUUCCACCUAUCGGGAGAUAAACCAGGCAUUGGGCCUACCACUGUAGUGGAGGUACUGGUCCCAGCAUGCACAAAAACUCAGCCUCCGUGUUCCUCUCUGUCAUGGAGUAAUUCUCAACCCAAAAGUCAACUGGUGAGUUAUAGCUGUGAAAAACACAAGUCUUUGGAACUGACUUGCAACCCAUCGCCAAGCCCUGGAAGUUCCAAGCCGCCAGCUCAAAGAAAUGGACCAUCAGAGGAACAGCUCCAUCAAGUGAAAGAAAGACUUAUAGAAGUUGUACCUAAUUUUUUCAAAAGAACACAUGACUACCGACUGUACAACCCUAAUAUGGUGUUUAUUAAUAACUUUUGGGGAAAAGAAACUGUACACAGAGGACUCUCUGCAUAUAUGAUGGAACUGUCAAAUAAUUAUUUGUUUGUCAUAUAA